ACACCGAUGACAAAGGCCUGGACGAAAUUCAUCGACUGAAUAACGUAUUUUAAUGUUCGAAACUGAUGUCUUUCAGUUCAAGUAGUGCUGUGUGAUGAUGAUGCAUUUACGGGGCGUUUUUCAAAGCUACGGCUUUGUCUUUUUCUUUGUUGUGGUGCGCUACGCACACGGAGACCUGAGCUAUUCCGUACAGGAGGAGCUCAAACGCGGAUCUGUUAUCGGAAAUAUCGCCAAAGAUCUCGGACUGGAGGUGGGCAGACUGUCUGCUCGCAAAGCUCGUGUUGACAUGGAAGAAAACGAGAUCGAAUAUAUCGGAAUUAACCUUCGAAGCGGGGAUUUAGUGGUUGCGGAGAGAAUCGACCGAGAGGAGCAUUGUGGAGAAAAGCCUUCAUGUGUUCUCAAAUUCGAGUUGCUGUUAGAGAAUCCAUUGGAGCUGCACCGGUUGUCUAUGCAGGUGCAGGAUGUAAACGACAAUGCACCAAUUUUCCCGAAGGAUGUUAUUAAACUGGAAAUUAGAGAGUCAGCUGACAAAGGAGCUAGGUAUCGUAUUAAUGCAGCGCAAGAUGGAGAUAUAGGCAAGAACUCCGUUGAAAGCUACAUUUUGGAACAAAACCCUCAUUUUGUGUUCAGUAUUCAGACGACAAGUGCUGGCAGUACAUAUGGUGAGCUGGUUUUAGAUAAAGAAUUGGACCGAGAGGAGCAGCAGGAAAUGAAAUUGUUACUGACAGCUGUAGAUGGAGGCUCUCCUCAGAGAUCCGGGACAGUAGUCAUACACGUCAUUGUCCUGGAUGCUAAUGAUAACGCCCCAGUGUUCACUGAGGCCGUAUAUACAGCCACCUUACCAGAAAACUCACCUAUGAAAACUGCAGUUAUCACUGUGAGGGCAUCGGAUGCAGAUGAAGGUGUUAAUGGAGAGGUUACAUAUGAAUUUAGCCGACUCUCUGACAAAUCACAAAAGCUUUUUUCACUCGAUGAGAAAACUGGAGAGAUCAGUGUGUCAGGUGACAUAGAUUAUGAAGAAGGACGCAAAUAUGAAGUCUUUGUUGAGGCCAAAGAUGGUUAUGGUCUCUCUUCCGACGCAAAGGUGAUUAUUGACAUCACUGACGUGAAUGACAAUGCACCUGUUAUACACUUGAAGUCACUGACUAACCCCAUACCUGAGAACGUGCCACCUGGUACAGAGGUGGGCAUCAUUAACGUGCAGGACAGAGACUCAGAGAGUAACAGACAGGUCCGCUGCUCCAUUCAGCAAGGAGCCCCUUUUAAGUUGGUUCCUUCUAUUAAAAACUAUUAUUCUCUGGUGACCACAGGACAACUGGACCGUGAACUAGUGUCUGAUUACAACAUCACAAUCACUGCCACUGACGAGGGCUCUCCACCUCUGUCCUCCUCUAAAAGUGUUCAGUUAUCUGUAGCAGACAUCAACGACAACCCACCUGUGUUUGAGGACCAGUCGUACAGCGCGUAUGUGAGUGAAAAUAACAAACCCGGCUCCACUUUAUGUUCCGUUACUGCUCGAGACCCCGACUGGAGACAAAACGGUACAGUGAUUUAUUCUGUGUUACCCGGUGAGGUGAACGGUGCCCCGGUGUCCUCCUAUGUGUCUGUUAACGGAGACACGGGGGUGAUCCACGCUGUGAGGUCGUUUGAUUAUGAACAGUUGAGGAGUUUUAAAGUGCAGGUGAUGGCCAGAGACAACGGUUCUCCUCCUCUCAGCAGCAACGUGACCGUCAGUGUGUUCGUAUCGGAUGUGAACGACAACUCUCCUCAGAUACUGUACCCCGCCCCGGAGGGCAACUCCUUCAUGACCGAGCUGGUCCCCAAAGCUGCACACGGAGGCUCACUGGUGUCCAAAGUGAUCGCGGUGGACGCGGACUCCGGACAGAACGCCUGGCUGUCCUAUGAAAUAGUGAAAUCCACCGAUCCGGGACUUUUCACUAUCGGUGUCCACAGCGGAGAGAUCAGGACACAGCGGGACAUUUCUGAAUCUGACAGCAUGAAACAGAACCUUAUUGUGGCAGUGAAAGAUAACGGACAGCCCUCUCUGUCUGCCACCUGUUCCAUGUAUUUACUUAUUUCUGAUAACUUGGCUGAGGUGCCAGAACUGAAGGACAUUUCUUAUGAUGAGAAGAAUUCCAAACUGACCUCUUAUCUGAUCAUCGCGCUGGUGUCUGUGUCCACCUUUUUCCUGACCUUCAUCAUCAUCAUCCUGGGUGUGAGGUUUUGUCGCAGGAGAAAGCCCAGACUGUUGUUUGAUGGAGCAGUCGCCAUCCCCAGCGCUUAUCUCCCUCCUAAUUACGCAGAUGUUGACGGCACAGGAACUUUACGCAGCGCUUACAACUAUGACGCAUAUCUGACAACAGGAUCUAGAACCAGCGACUUUAAGUUUGUGACAUCUUACAAUGACAACACACUGCCUGCUGACCAGACUCUGAGGAAAAGUCCAUCAGACUUUGCAGAUGUGUUUGGAGACUCUGAUGGUUCUCCUGAGGUAGGACCACUUCAUGUCUAUCCAGUUGAAUUGUUCAACAGAUAAUUCUGUGGUGUUUCCUAACUGUUUACCAUGAGUGACUUACAGUUUUGGGCAGUUUAGCAUGUGUGAUAUCGAUAUUGGUUGUCUGUUUAGUUGAAUAUUUACUCAUCAUUUGCUUGAGGUAGGACUGUAGUAAAUCCUUUUCACCUGUUUUCAAUCAGUUCUUGGUCCAGAUUUUUAACAUUUUCCCACGCUGUUUACAUUUAAUUGCAUUGUGUUUACAUUUUUUGCACCCCAUGUUCAUGAACACAUUCUGAUUACUUAUGCUGAAACAUACAGGAUUAUCUGUAUAUUUUUCCCCUUUGGUCUUCCGCUCAUGUAGUUUUUGAUCCUCAGUGCUUUUAUUUUGGUCCCUCUUUCCCAAACUCCUCCACUGAAACUUCAACUGUAGAGCAUAUAUUUCAUGUUUUAUACAUUUUUUUUUUUUUACUGUUCAUGUUUUUUUUGUCAAUCAUGUGAUAAGUCACGGAAAAGCCUGCAAAUAAGGCACAUCAUCUCUUUGUCCCUUUGCGUUGCUUUGUCUACCCAGCACUGGUGUGUUCACCUCUGUGUCUUCAGUAGAGUUGAUGAAGCUGCAAGAUGUGCUUUGUGUCUCUGUCCUUGGUACUGAACCUCGCUGUUGCUCUGCUGAUGCAUUUUCAAGGACAUCUUACUGUCCUGUCUAUUUCAUUUACACCAUUUAGAAAUGUAAAC
Molecule: messenger RNA, 3226 nt
Organism: Acanthopagrus latus (yellowfin seabream)
Lineage: Eukaryota; Metazoa; Chordata; Actinopteri; Spariformes; Sparidae
Product: protocadherin beta-15-like
Exons: 1
Coding region: 95-2536 (813 amino acids)
Biological process (GO): homophilic cell-cell adhesion
Cellular component (GO): plasma membrane
Molecular function (GO): calcium ion binding
Source: RefSeq, a predicted model, not a curated record